UUUCAGUUUCAAGUUGGCUUAAUCUGAUUCGAAACUGCUCCUGAAGGAAAAUGCCAUUUUAAAGGAGGGCCCACCUUAUCAUUUUGUUUGUCUCAGUUCUGUUAUACUCUUCAGCAUUUAUAAAGAAUUUAGUUAAACGAACAGGAAACUGUCUUAGAUUAUAUGCUGGUUAUAAUCUACUGCUCUAAGCAGGUAUAAAUAAACUAAAGCUUAGAUUCCAGUUGUUGUUUUUUUACUGUAAAUAUCACUUCCUCUUGGUAACUGAGAUCAUAAUGGCUGAUAUACUGCCAUACCAACCAGUUUCAACGGUAUUAUUGUUUUUUUAUCAUUUCCAAUAGGAUGCACUGCCGAAGUUGAGCCGGUUGCUUACUUGAAGAUUCUAUAUUUUGAAAGUAUGAAUAAGGAAAAUACCCAAACUGUUAUAGAACAGAUAGCCUAAUUAACUUCCUCAUUCUACUAAGAAUAGUUACAAUAAGCCACAUUAAACCGAUCCCUGUCCUCAUACGUUUUCGAAAAAGCUCACGCUUCACAUCGCCAGAGAGGUUAUGUCUUAUAUAUUUUUCCUAAAGGCAAUGCAGGAAAAAAAAAGACAUACGAGACAUGAACCGCAGGCGCAAACUAGCUUCGCCACGCCAUAGCUCCAGCAGCAGCAGCAGCAGUUUGGUCUACACUUUCAAGAUGGACGCUUUAAGCUCAAUAGGUUUCUGUUUCUUUUUCGUCGCGUAGAGCCCAUAUGUUGGUUGCCCACGCCAGGAACCUCGCGGGGAGACACAUGUAGUAGCGUAGCUAAGCGACUGUGUCAUUUGGAAAGCGGAAGAAGUGAAUUUAAUGUGGACAUUUCUGCUCCUUCGUGUUUGGACCGAGGGGGUAUUUUGUAACUUCCUGGUUGUCGCGUGAACAUGCCAGUUGGAAGUGAAGCGACAGCGCGAGGGACUCUGAGAGCGUCGGACAUUUCGGGAUUAAUGGGAUUUUAUCGGUCGUUUGUGAUGUUCAGAAACGGGGACAACUGGUUAAAACGACAAGCAAAGGGAGAAGGACAGAUUUCAUAAGCAAUGGAAAGUCGAAAUGGAGGAGCCUCAAGUGAAGGUUUUUUAAUACCUGUGUCGGAAUCGUCGGACGCCUUUCAGAGCAAUAUAUUGGCUCCACUUCAAAGUGCUUACUUGUACGAAGAGUCGCAGCAGUUUUUCAGAUACAAGUCUGCUGUGUUAGUCAAGAAUCCUGAUCUGGAGAACAAGUACAACGCAUUUCGAGCAGGUAAAACAAACGCAGGGUACUCAGAAGAUGAUCUCAAGGAAACAUACGGCUUUUUGUUGUUUGACGACGGUAGCAAGGCUAAUGCACUUGGACAAACUGGUGUAAUCUCUGGAAACAGCACAUGUACAACUUUGGGAGAUCCAGCAAAAGGUGUUUACAUAUCGAUGUACUCUGAUUGUUUGGAUAUAAACCGUUGGUAUCAUGGGAAAUCUGGAUACAUUGCCAUCAUCAGGCUGACAAAGGGUAAAGUUAAAAAGGUCGCAGAGAACUACACACAGAAUUUCACAGAGCCCACUGUGGGCUGUGACUGUCAUGUGUCGGACCAGUUGCCUUCUGUGUCUUCCAAAACCAGCUCCUUUCUUGCUUUUGAGAGAACUCAGUUUUACAUUUAUGAGCUGCUACAUGAUGGAAGCAGUGAAACAUCUCAGUCUCCCAGCGCUGCAUGUCCAUUUGCCAUUGUGUCAUUUUCAUAUAUGGAUACAAAAGCAUCACCCGUUACACUAGGGAAAAGUGAGGUGCAAAAACAGGUUCAUCACUACUUACCAUGGAGGGGUCAGCUUCAGAUACAGAACCAGAUUUACCAUAUUGACCUCAGAUCCACUGCUGUGGCCUUUAUUCCUGUACAACUACCGUCGGUGAUCAAGGUUAACCAAGCCAUUCACAUGUCAGUUCUGAGAAGCCUGUUGCCAAGAACUGUUUUUGAAACGAGCUAUACAGAGGAAGUCUUUUUGGACGGCUCGUACUGCGACUUGUGUGAGUUUGUAUCCUCUGAAGCAAACGAAGCCAGCUCAUUUGCUCUGCUGCUCUCAGAGAUCAAGGAGAAAGAUUUUGCUCUCAUCAUUCCUCUGAUUGAUGGAGGAUUUCUUAUCUUAAUGCACUCAUCGCACUUCCUCAGAUAUGAUGAUGCGGAGUCUGCUUCGGCAGAGGUCAUGAAAGGCCUCUUUGUGUUUCCUGACUCACGGUUUGUAAGGAGAGACACAAAAUUUCGAGAGAAAAACUGUCCCCUGUCAUCUGAAAUUCUACAUAUUCUACCAGUGCUAAGUUACGCCGAGGGCGAAGCUGAGAAAACGUCCAUGGAUCCAGAGGAUGAACUUUGUGAAGUUUUGACUGAACACAUGCAAAGUUAUGCCACUUUAAUAAAUCCAGGAUUUUCUUCAAGUCCUUCAAGACCUUCAAGGGAGCUAGGGAUGUUUCCAGAUCAAUAUGAUGUGGCUGAAGCGCACAGACAUCUCUAUUUGUCUCCUGAGUGGAAUAACAGAACUUGGGAAACCUUUAAGUCAUACAUGAGCAAACCAGACUCCUUCCAACUUCCAAUAGCUAAGGUUUCAGAGAUAUUGGCAUCAGGACAAGAGGAGCGAAGACAGGAGCUUGAUGAUGAUGUCUACAUCUGUCUGUCAUCGCCAGAGGAAGCGCAAAGUAGCCCAGUUUGCAUGGAAGCAGAAGACCAGUCACCGGAUGAGCAAUCGCUUUGUAAUAUUGGGGUUUCUAUGGAUAUUGAUUUUCCAAGUCCUGAAUUUCAAAUUGCUGCAAUACCCAUGUCUCAGAAUAUUGUGCGAGACAAUGUGCAGAGUGACAUUGUUACCAAAGAUGAUCCAACAUGCGCUCACCUCACUGAUCAAUCUAACAAAGCUGAUGAUCCAGGAGCUCAAGACCCACUAACUCCUCCAACAUCAGAGGAUCUUCCUGCAGAGUUCAUUGUCAGCAUAACCUCAGCAAAGCGAAAAGUUCCAGAUGAAGUAUCUACGUCCAAGCAUACUGACUUUAAUUUUUCUGGUCUUUCAACCAUGGCUAAGUUACGAACAGCAGAAGUAAACUCUGUCAUUGAUCUGUCUGACAAAGCAAAAAGGUGUUUGGAUUUCCCUAAGGUCACCAAUCACCAAAAGAGUACAAAGAGAAAGAAACGACGAAGAAUAUAUUCUGUGGUGAAAAAGAAGGUUUCUAGCUCUUCUGUCAAGACUCAUAGUUUAAAGACUGCUGUCUCCUCAGUUAAGGUUGAACAUUUAAACCGCGAGACACAGGAGCACAGUGAGGAAUUACAUUUUCCUCAGAUGAGAAGUUCAUUAAAACCGAAGUGGAAAAAACUUAACAGACGGAAGUGCAGAUUUGGUACACUGUCAUCAAAAAGUUACAAACUUAGAUCUGCUGUUGAUUCAGACAAAACUGAAGAGAUGAAACCAGAUGUAGGACUGGUGAGUUUCCAAGGGGAUAGUUUCUUAGAGGUCUUGCCUCUAAGAAAGAAAAUGGAGCGCUGGGACCUGAAGCCCGUCUUGAGUGAAUGUGGGAGGAUUUUGCUUCCUUUUGGCUCUGUAGAUUUUUCUGAUCAGGUUAAGUCUAUGCUGUGUACAAAAAAAGAUGAGUGCCCUGAAAAGGUCUCGCACGAUGUUCCUGUAACUCUUCCUGACCCAGUCACAAUGGAUAAGCAACUUGGCUCAGCUUCAGAGACAGCAGUUGCUGAAGCCACAUCCACAAGCACUGUUGAUGAUGAAAACCGUCAGCUUGAUCAUGAAGACAUUUUGACACCGCCCGUUGAUUAUAGUGGGCGAGUACCAUUGACUCCUAACUUUUGUUCUGUUUCUCCAACAAAUGACACAAAUAAUUUAGCAAAAACUACUGAAACCAAACAGCUUGAAAUCUUUUCUCCAGUCGAGCUUUCACCAAAAGGGAAACUCCUUCUUAGCAAACUAAAGUCGGUUCUUUCAAGACGAAAAAGAAAAUUAGACCUCCCCACCAAGCCACAAAAGAGGGAAGAUGUUGACCAAGAAAGUGACUUUUGUUUUAAGAGAAGCAAAGUGAACUCUGACACUGAGACACCCAGGGGUAAUAAUGCAACUCCUCAAAGUGUCAAUGUUUCAAAAAUGGCAUCGGUUGACCCCCUUUUUGCAUAUUGCUUAGGCUUGACUCCUAAACAGAAUCUAGAAAAUGUUCAAAAAACCAAGAAGGUGGAUGCUCUGCUGAGGAACGAUUCAACACAGAAAGAGGAACAUACCCCCUUGGACAAACAGCCACAAAUAAGUCUAAGGCCUCUAUCAAUUUUCCCAAGGAGAAGUAGAAUUAAGACUCUGAAAAGGCAUCAGGGCAUCUCUGCUGAAAACGUUAAAAAGAAAUGGUGGUUGCAUUUUCAAACUCCAGCUUGUUUUACAACUGAAAAAAAAUACAAUGACUGUACUAGUGAUAAAACUGUCAGGAAGACUGUUAAAGAAAAAAUGAAAAGUACUUGCACAUCUACAGAUGCAUUGAACUUACUUGCUGACUUGGCACUCAGUAAUGACAAAGUCCCUCCACAACCAAAUCAGACACUUGAAAGAACGCCUAAGGACAGUGUGAAGAAAUGUGACCUUUCAAAAAGUCUUUCCAGUGCUGAUCAAGAGUCAGUUCUCCACACUCUACUUAGAAAUCCUGCUGCUAGAGCCCUUCAGUCUCUCGAAUCCCCUUCAAAAUGCUCCCUUGUGGCAGAAAAUAAUUUGGUUUCUUUGAUAUCUAAAGAUCAUGCAUACUCACUGCCCCCAUCUUCUCUACUGUUGGAUUUGUCAGGUGCAACCUUCCAGGUACCACCUUUAAGUGGUUCGACCAGACUGCUGAACCAUCACCAGUCAAUGUAUGGCGAUGGAGCUAAAACACUACACCCUUCUGUCAGUACGGGAGACAUAGGUGAACACACCAAGACUCCAGAAAACCUGCAGAAGCACCGGCGAAAGUUAAAACACUCUCGCACCUUUGUAAUGAAGGAGAAAUCCAUUCAAGUCACAAGAAAAUGGGAAGAAAACUACAACUUCAAUCUAGACAGCAGGUUUACUAGUGAUGCAAAGGACAAAGUCAUCAUCCGAGCUUUGCACGGGCCUUGGGAUUUCUCCAUGCAAGACACUGCUGAAGAAGUGCGACUCAUCUUCCACAUGUGGAUAGGUUUGUUUUACAGCCGGUCAACAUCCAGGUUCUUUCAAGUGGAUCCAACUUUGAUGCAGCAAUGUUCAGAGGAGAGUGGAUCUGUGGAUGUGGCCAGUGGAACGUUAUCAGACCGAACGAGGCGUGAGCCUGAGAUCUGUUCAGCUGUGGAUCUUUCAGGUCUAACAGAGACUCCAGACCUAGACGCUUCAAAACUGCUGGACCUCAGCAAAAAAGACAAUGCUGUCUUGGAACCAGAAUCUGGAAUUUUGGAUUUGUCAGUGAAAAACUUUGAUGUUAAAUGGGUUUCAGUGGAGCAACAGCUCAACAAAAAAGUGACUCUUGUGUCCAACAAGCCCUUAAAAGCAUUGAGUGCCCUAAAUCCAGCACCAGGCCUACAGGAGAAAGAAGCAUUUCAGUUCAACAAAGAGAUGGUGCUUUUCAGAGAUAUUUCCAGUGAGGUCAAAGAUGAUAAAAACAUCAAGAGUAAAACAGCUGAAACUGAAGACAAACUAUUACAUUUUGAUCACAAUGAAGCUCCUUCUUCUAAGAGUGACUGGAUAUUUUGUCAAUCAGAGGUGAUGAGGAAUUUACCCCUUGAGCCUCAAUCUGAUGGAGCUGCACUGGGAACUGAACCUGUGCUUCACGAAAGCAGUGAAGACAUCAGCUUCAAGAAAGUUGGCAUUGAAAAUGAAGAGGAUACAGUAAGGACCAUACCCCAGCAAGAUGCAUUAUGCUCACCCACAUCUGUUAUGGACAAGGAGGUAAACAGUGGAGAAGAAUGCAAUGUGAUUCAUACAGGCGUGGGACUACAGGAGAAGGAAAUCUGCCAGGAUGGCAGUAGAGGUCCUUCUCCGGAUAUGACGAACACAUAUUCAACAGGAGUCAAGGAGUCUGUGAACAAAGAAUCUGAUAUUGUUUGUAAUGGAAAUUAUGUACAUGAAAAGCUGCCAGGUGAGGAAAGUCCAGCCUCACUAGACAGGACUGACAAUCGAGAAGGAAAUAUGGACUGUUGUACAACAGCUGCGGUGAAAGAUUUUAAAAAUGAGGAUGUUUGUGUGAAAAAAGAUGGUGAUCAAAACGAAAGCUGGAUUUCUAAUGCUGACAUUGAUGGAGACUUGAGAAAUGAGUCAUUACCCAAACUGUGUGGAGGUCGUGCACAGCAGGGUUACAUUUCAGAGGAUAGUCAAGUAGAUGAACAGCUGUCAUUGUCAGCCAGCAUGGAAGAUUCUUCGCUGGGUGUAAAUCCCAGUGUGUCUAAACAUGAAAGUCCCUCCUUUGAAACUGUUAGCACUCCAUCAGAAAUUGCACCUGAACUUAAAGACACUGCAUCACAGGAAAACUUUGAUAUAAACAAUACAGACUGUCAGAAGGUGGUGUUGCCCAUCUCAUGUGAGAGUAGCUAUGACUCUCCCACAGCUCCAUGUUUUCCUCAGGAAAAGGACAGUGUUGAAUCCCCAAACAAAAUGGAAACAUCAGACCAAAGUUUGGAAUCCAAUUCUGAAUGUGAAGAGAAAAAUCUUGAGCAAACUCUACUAGAAGUACAGGAGUCCCCAUCCAAAUGUGAAGGCAAUAAUGUGUGUGAGGUGGAUGAACAGCUUACUGACAAGACUGAUUCAAAAACUGAUGAAACAAGUAGUUUCAUCAAACUUUUGCAACCUGGGAGCAAAAGUGAUGAAACAAGUAGUUUCAUCAAACUUUUGCAAUCUGGGAGCAAAAGUUUAAAUUUGGUUUUAAAUCCAACACACCCACCCAAAGAUGUGGGUGAGGUACAUGUUGUACCUCCUGAAGACAGGGUAGAAAACGUUGUUCAAGAUCAGGAGCCAAUACCCUUAAUUAGUGACGCUACUAAACCUAUAGCUGCGCUACCUGACCAAAUGUCAGUCGCAUCAAAUAUUAGCACUGAGGGAGAACUAUCCCCUUGCAAAUCAUCACUUCUUGAUGAAACUUACACACCAGAAAUGUUUAGGGAACAAUUUGAUAGCAGGUCCCCAACUCCUACUAUAGACGAAAAACCUUGUGAUUUAAACUUCUGUUCAAGCCCCAGCAGAAGCACCGUUGAUCUCAUUGAUUUUGAAGACGACCAAAAUGUGACUGAAAACUCAACACCUACAGAUGAUCUUCCUUUGGAUAAAAAACUCCAAACUUCUACAGUUAACACUAAUCCAAAUCCCCCUGUUGGCCUUUGUCCUGAUAUCAAAAUAAGAACGCUACGGGUUUUGCGAAGUUUAAACGAAUUCACUGAGAUUCCCAACCACCAGGAGACACUAGCAGACCCAGAUUUUCCUCCCCACAAAUCUUUUGUCUCAGGGGAAGUUUUACAAGAGGAGGAAAAAACUAAUUUAAGUAAUGAAGGCCGUCCAUAUUCUCAGCGUCCAGUCAUGGCAGUAAAGCCAUCUAAAAGCGAGGAAAGUCAGGCGCAUUGGCAGUCAAAAGACAUAGAUCCUAAACCUACCUCCCAGUGUAAAGAAGCUAGUGGCAAUUCUGUCAAAUACUUAUCACCAAAUUCCAUGAUUUGGAAGGAGACAAAGCAGUUUUUUAAAGAAAAGUCUGAUGAAAUUGAUAGUAAUCACAGCGUCUGUGAGCCUUCUUCCAAAACCCGUUGGUUGGCAAACACAAUCUCCAGUGAAUCUGACACAGAGGAGGAGACAGACACAGAUUCCCUAUCAAAUUCUCCUCAUCAGAACUACAGAAGAACCAUGUCAAAGCUCAACCAAGGUUCAUCAUCACCUACAUCAUCUGUGCGAUGCUCUAAAUCUGAGGAAAGUUUCCCUGAAUUGGGGGAUCAAGACCCCAAGUUUAUGGAAUAUACUGCAAAUGGGACAGCUGAGAAUAUAAUCAUACAUAUUACUCAGAGAGACAGCUCAGACAAGUUACUAACUUGUCACAAAUAUGAUGCUAUAAGUGACGAUGGUCGCAUUGCAGGUCCUCAAAGUUCACUCAAGUGCACAGUCUUUAAUUCUGGUCAGAAGAGGCCCUACUCUUUUCUGGAGCAGCUCUCUCAAAGGUGCCUUCAGAAUGACAUCACUCGGGCGUCAAUGGAGCAAGAGUGCCUCAUCUUUUCAGAACAGAUGAAAAAUCUUUUGAAAAGGAGUAAAAAGGAGCCCCUCUCUCAACCGGAUACUCAUAACAGUUCAGCGGCUUGUACCAGUCCUCUGACUAUCAGCUUUUCCAGACUUGAGGAGCAAGAGGAUUCAAUGGAGUUUUUGGACACCCCUCUUGUUAGACAAAAGAUACAGGUGGAUAUGUCUAACAGUAAGGUCCAGACGGCUUUCACAGAGGAACGAAAGGUGAUCCAUGCUCUGUCUCAGGAAAACAGCAACCCAAUGGAGCAACCUGGGAUUUCUGCAAUGACUGCAGAAUGUGCUAGACUCUACAAUGCAAGGAUGCAUGAUGUUUGCUCUGCCAAAAAGGUCCCACCCAGAUCUAAAAGCAGAAAAGGUCAUCAGAGCGACCCGAGAACUGACAAAAGUAACCAUUUUGACUUCUGUGAUCAAAUGAAGAAAGAGCUAGAUGAGACCUUCCGGAGUAAUCUGAAUGCCGUUGUGAAGAAAUCCUGUAAAACAAAGUACAGAUUCUUCAUAUUGGUGACAUCUGAUGACAUCUUCUUCAAAGAAACAAAGGCUCAGCUGGAAACGGAGGGCCACACUGCUGUGCAGCCAUCUGAAUUCUUCCUUGGCGAGGACGGUUCUUCAUCGCUACUCAUUAUCCUCAGAAACGAAGAUAUUGCAGAGCACAUUUGUAAGAUUCCACAUUUGCUCAAGCUCAAGAUGAGUGCAGGUGUGCUGUUUGCUGGAAUCGAUGAACCAGAUGAUGUCAUCAAUCUCACCCACCAAGAGCUGUUCAUCCGGGCUGGCUUUGUAAUGUUUGACAGAGCCGUGCUGGAGCCCCUCAGCGUUGGCAACAUGAAAAAAAUCUCCAAAAUCUUGCAAGAGCUCAGCAAGAUGGGGAAGUGGAAAUGGAUGCUGCACUACAGAGACAGCCGUCGCCUGAAAGAAAACGCAAGGUUGAGUGAAGAAGCAAACGAGAAGAAGCUGUUGAUGUACUGGUGCCAAGAUGCUGAUAUACUGGAUGUCUUGCCUUACCACGAGUGUGACCAGAUGACUAGAGAUCAACCGGAUUAUCUGGCAUGUCUGCUCCGACUGCAAGUCCAACAUGUAUCGUCUCGUUUUCUUGUUUUUGUAACUGAUGCAACGACAGACCGUGCCUUUGAGAGGAACGGGAUUUUGACAAUGACGUUGAACACUUUUCUGACAAAGUCUUCAACAGAAAUAUUCAGAGUUUGACUGAAAAGGGUUGAACUGAUGAUCAGGUUCACUCUCUGAAACAUGAAACAAUCAAAUGCUCUUUGUAUGUGUGAAUUAAAAAGCCACCAGUCAUGGAUAUUUAAAAUGCCUACUACAUGAGUAGCUAAUCUUUCACUAACUUAACUGUUGAGUUUCUUUUUUUUGUAAGUGACAAUUAUCAGUUUAUCUUUCAACAGGCUGUUCCGGUCAUGUUUCUGUAUAGCCUCGGUAAUGAUUCAGUUAUUGGAUAGAUUGGCAGACGCUGGCAGCUGUGCUGUUUGAACGCAGUUUGUAUUGUAAUUUAAUUCAACAUUGUACAUUGUAAUGUAAAUCCACUUACAAAUGAUUUUUAUGUUGUUCAUAUUUGUUCCGACAUACUGACUGUAUAGAUUUUCAACAAAGCAAGAAAGCUACGUUUUGUCCUUUUUUUUUUUAUUAGCAAUACAUAUUUAAAGAUUACACUUGUACAGUAUUUCCUGACUUUAUUUAGAACAAGAACUAAUGUCUAAAGUUUGUAUGUUGGUUUUUUAAGUGUUUAAACCAGUUUAAAAUCCUGUUUUUGUAUCUAGGAGAAUAACUUCUAUUUUCUUAAUGUUCGAUAACUAUUUUUCUUCUAAAUAUAAAUCUGUCUGAAACUUGAAGAGACCAGAUUUUGUCAAGCCGACUCAUUUGAAAUUCAGUUUUAGUUAUGUGCAGGAUCUGGGCUUUACACCCAGUUGUUGCACCUGCGGAAAACUUGAAAGGCACCACACCAAAAGAUAAUGUGGGGUUUCUGCACAGUCUGGAAAUGUGUUUUUCAGCUCCGGAUAAGUUUAUAAAAAUGUAAAGACUAUUUUGAGAAAGAGCUUUCAUUUCCAACUCGUGUCACUUUGCUUGAUUAAAAAUUAUUUCUGAAACAAA
This is a messenger RNA of Xiphophorus maculatus (southern platyfish), 10319 nucleotides long. RefSeq names its product protein TASOR-like (gene tasor2). Gene Ontology annotation, biological process: negative regulation of gene expression, epigenetic. Lineage: Eukaryota; Metazoa; Chordata; Actinopteri; Cyprinodontiformes; Poeciliidae. The record is from RefSeq and is a predicted model, not a curated record. The transcript is spliced from 22 exons. Gene Ontology annotation, cellular component: nucleoplasm. Bases 1053 to 9419 code for a protein of 2788 amino acids.